AUGAUAUUAAUCAUGAUAUACUUAUGUUCAAAUGAAGUGUGUGUGUUUAUGUGUGUGUUUAUGUGUGUGUGUGUGUGUGUGUUUAUGUGUGUAUGUGUGUGUGAGUGUGUGUAUGUGUGUGUGUGUGUUUAUGUGUGUAUAUGUGUGUAUGUGUGUGUGUGUUUAUGUGUGUAUGUGUGUGUGAGUGUGUGUAUGUGUGUGUGUGUGUGUGUGUGUGUUUAUGUGUGUGUGUGUGUGUGUGUGUGUGUGUAUGUGUGUGUGUGUGUUUAUUCACAGUCUUCAUUAUUCCAGCUUCAUUACUCUGAAUAUUGA
This is a messenger RNA of Xyrichtys novacula (pearly razorfish), 312 nucleotides long. NCBI's taxonomy places the organism in Eukaryota, Metazoa, Chordata, Actinopteri, Labriformes, Labridae. The record is from the annotation of a GenBank genome assembly.